Messenger RNA from Suillus clintonianus, 501 nucleotides. RefSeq lists its product as uncharacterized. The transcript has a single exon. NCBI's taxonomy places the organism in Eukaryota, Fungi, Basidiomycota, Agaricomycetes, Boletales, Suillaceae. The coding region runs from base 1 to 501 and encodes 166 amino acids. The record is from RefSeq and is a predicted model, not a curated record.
AUGGACACCACUAUCAGCGAGGAUGCGGUUGAGAGCAGGUUGCCGCUCACAAACCUCACGAGACAGUCUUCGAAAAACCUCCAGGACAUCGCAAGAUAUUCCUCCAAAACCUCGCGAACAUUCCUCCAAAACCUCGCGAACGUUCCUCCAAAACCUCCCCAAUGUUCCUCCAAAACCUCGCUAACGUUCCUCCGAAACCUCCCCAACAUUCCUCUCAGACCUCGCCCCAACAUUCCUCUCAAACCUCGCGCAACAGAACAUGCCACGACGUUCCUCCGAAACCUCAUUACAUAUUCCUCCCGUGGACUCGUGGGGUGUGGAGUAAGCGCUAUAGAGGACAGAGGUGUUCUUCAGUUCACAGAAGAGGAGGGCUACGGACCUCCCGAGGAAUGUGGUCAGAUGUUUGAAGAAAUAGGCAGGAGGCUCUUUCAGGAGGGACGUCUUAGAGAUAGGUUAACGCAGACCAAGAAACCCAGUCUGAAAGACCGUGGGAAGGUCUAA